Lemur catta (Ring-tailed lemur) is the source of this 5046-nucleotide messenger RNA. RefSeq names its product elongin A (gene ELOA). Gene Ontology annotation, molecular function: protein binding. Lineage: Eukaryota; Metazoa; Chordata; Mammalia; Primates; Lemuridae. Gene Ontology annotation, biological process: transcription elongation by RNA polymerase II. The transcript is spliced from 11 exons. The record is from RefSeq and is a predicted model, not a curated record. The coding region runs from base 214 to 2550 and encodes 778 amino acids. Gene Ontology annotation, cellular component: nucleus; elongin complex.
GAGGCGGGCGCCACCGCGGGUGGGCGCCGAGGACCCCGACCUGGGGGCGGGGCCUGAGGCCGGCCAGCCCCCCUCGCCCCGCGCCCCCCGAGCCGAGGCCCGGAAGGGGCCAGUCGCGCUUCCGUCUCCGCCGGGGAUGCACGGAGGGCGGAGCUGCGGCCCGAGGACGCGACGCGAGCCCAGUUCCGGCGAGGAGGCCGGCCAGUGACAGCGAUGGCGGCGGAGUCGGCGCUCCAAGUUGUGGAGAGGCUGCAGGCACGCCUGGCCGCGAACCCGGACCCUAAGAAGCUAUUGAAAUAUUUGAAGAAACUCUCCACCUUGCCUAUUACAGUAGACAUUCUUGCGGAGACUGGGGUUGGGAAAACAGUAAAUAGCUUGCGGAAACAUGAGCAUGUGGGAAACUUUGCCAGAGACCUAGUGGCUCAGUGGAAGAAGCUAGUUCCAGUGGAACGAAACACUGAGCCUGAUGAACAAGACUUCGAGAAGAACAAUUCCCGAAAGCGCCCUCGGGAUGCUCUUCAGAAGGAGGAAGAGAUGGAGGUGGACUACCAAGAGAACUGGAAAGCCUCUGGUAGCCGAUCCUAUAGCCCUAGCCCUGAGCACAGACAGAAAAAACACAGAAAAAUCUCAGAGCUGGAGAGACCUCAUAAAGUGUCUCACGGUCAUGAGAGGAGAGAGGAGCGAAAGAGGUGUCACAGAGUGUCACCAGCUUAUUCCUCAGACCAUGAAUCUUCUGAUUAUGGCCAUGUUCAGUCCCCUCCAUCUCAUACCAGUCCUCGUCAGAUGUACGUGGACCAUUACAGGUUCUCAGAGGAGGAUCAUGAGCCCAUCGUUUCACACCAGAAGCCUGGAAAAGGCCACAGUAAUGCCUUUCAGGACAGACUGGGAGUCAGUCAAGAACGACACCUGGGUGAACCCCAGGGGAAAGGGGUUAUGAAUCAAAACAAGGAGCACAAAUCUUCCCACAGGGAAAAACGCCCCAUGGAUGCCAAGGGUGAUGAGAAGUCUUCUGCUCUGAGCAGAGAGAAAUCACACAAGGCCCUCUCCAAAGAGGAAAACCGAAGGCCGCCCUCAGGGGAGAGCACAAAGGAGAAACUGCCCUCAGGUGGUGUGAAGAAAGAGAAGGAAAAGGAGAGCAGCAGCAUCAAGAAGAAGUUUUUGCCCCCUUUGGAGACUGCUUCAGACAACCACCUUAAAAAGCCAAAGCACAGAGACUUGGAGAAAACCAAAUCAGACAAAAACAAGCAAAGUCUGGACAGCUUAGACAUAGGAAAAGGAGACCUGUUGCCCAAGGUAAAAGAGAAGGUUUCUAAUAACCUAAAAACUCAAGAAAGGAAAAUAAAAACUUCUAAUUUGGAUAGAAAGUCACUGGGCUCCUUCCCCAAAGGUGAGGAUGCAGAUAUGGAGGAUGAGUUCGAGCAGCCCACCAUGUCUUUUGAAUCCUACCUCAGCUAUGACCAGCCCCGGAAGAAAAAGAAAAAGAUUGUGAAAACUUCAGCCACAGCACUUGGAGCAAAAGGACUUAAAAAAAGUGAUUCUAAAAGCACUAGUAAAAACUUGGACUCGGUUCAGAAAUUACCUAAGGUGAACGAGAACAAGUCAGAGAAGUUGCAACCAGCUGGAGCCAAUUCAGCCAAGCUGAAAAAGGUCCCUGAUGUGUUGCCAGUGUUGCCAGACCUCCCGCUACCCAUGAUACAGGCCAAUUACCGUCCACUGCCUUCCCUCGAGUUGAUGUCCUCCUUCCAACCAAAGCGAAAAGCAUUCUCUUCACCCCUGGACGAAGAAGAAGCCGGAUUCACUGGACGCAGAAUGAAUUCCAAAAUGCAGGUGUAUUCUGGUUCCAAAUGUGCCUAUCUCCCCAAAAUGAUGACCUUGCACCAGCAGUGCAUCCGGGUACUUAAAAACAACAUCGAUUCAAUCUUUGAAGUGGGAGGAGUCCCAUAUUCUGUUCUUGAACCUGUUUUGGAGAGGUGUACACCUGAUCAACUAUAUCGUAUAGAGGAAUACAAUCAUGUAUUAAUUGAAGAAACAGAUCAAUUAUGGAAAAUUCAUUGCCACCGAGACUUUAAGGAAGAAAGACCAGAAGAGUAUGAGUCCUGGCGGGAGAUGUACCUGCGGCUUCAGGAUGCCCGAGAGCAGCGGCUACGAGUACUGACAAAGAACAUCCAAUCCGCACAUGCCAAUAAGCCCAAAGGCCGACAAGCAAAGAUGGCCUUUGUCAACUCUGUGGCCAAGCCACCUCGUGACGUCCGGAGAAGGCAGGAGAAGUUUGGAACAGGAGGAGCGGCUGUCCCAGAGAGAGUCAAGAUUAAGCCAGCCCCGUACCCCACAGGAAACAGCCAUGCUCCAGCCAGCAGUGGCAGCAGCAACAGCUUUAACCCCAGCCCAGAGGAGCCAGCCUACGAUGGCCCGAGCACCAGCAGCGCCCACUUGGCGCCGGUGGUCAGCAGCACUGUUUCCUACGAUCCUAGGAAACCCACUGUGAAGAAAAUUGCCCCGAUGAUGGCCAAGACGAUUAAAGCUUUCAAGAACAGAUUCUCCCGCCGAUAAACUGAGGACUUGCCUUGGAUGGAAUUUGGGGGGCAGGAAUACAAGGACAAUGGGGAUUGGGGAAUGGAACUUCCAAAGGAGCCCGGAAUCUUUUGCUUUGAGGAACCUCUUGGUCUCCGUGUCCUGCAGUCUGCAGGUGCUGCCCCAGGAGCGUGCGUGCCGCAGGCCCUGCCUCGUUGCUCGGAGCACACUUCAGAAUUCUGAAUGUGAAGCCUCAGGCUCACUGAGGAUUUUAAGGUCAAUUAUACUUUUGUUGUUCAUUAGUGUCUUUGUAAACUAUAAGACAUAGUUUUAAUUAAUAAAUAUUGCCCCCCGAUUGUAUUUAUAUUACCCCCAGGUUUUUUUGUUUCUGUUUUUUGUCUACCACCACACACUUAGCCUUUUAUUUUCUGGUCCUUUAUUAAAGUUAGAUAAAAACCUAGUGAAAGCCAUUCCCCUUUCCCAGCUCAGCUCUCCUGAGUAGUCUCUGGUCCAGACAGAGGACUGAGCAUCCCCAAAUCCUGCAGAGUGUCUGCUUCCUGGGGUGAGGAGUGAGUGCCAGACUGCCUGUCCCACAGGGAGCUGUGAUCGGAGACAGGAGCAUUCAUGUGGGCUCUGCCGCAGACCCUUUUCAGUAUUGCUGCGUUCUGUGCAGGUGCAUUUCUUUCUUACUCAUUAAAUGAUAUUUAUUAAGGGAAGUUAUUUGUAAAGGCCUAGAAUCCUUCUCUCAUACUUUUGGCCAAUUCCCACCUUUUUUUUUUUCUUUGAGGCCACAGAACCUUGAGAGAUUAAUUUGCACAGAACCCCAGCAUUUUUAUAAUUUCCAGUUUCUCAUCCAAAAUUUUAGGUUUUUUUUUUUCCUUUUUUCUUUUUUUAUCGCUUUUCCUAUUUUUCCUUCUUCUCACCAGCACGGGGGGAAAAAAAACACAUGGCAGGGCUUUUCAUAGCCCUGAAUACAACUUUAGAGUUUUAAAAGCCAGCACUUUAAUCUCUUGCUCUGUGAAUUGCUAUGAGAAGUGAAUGGUUUUAAAAGUUGUAAUGCUACGUUGGAAAUUGGCUUUGUUUUGCCUUUUCUUUAAAAGGUAAGAUCAUGUGACUGGAAGAGCACAACGGUUGGCUGUGUUUGGUAGAGAAUUUUGCAGCUGAAGCUCUCUGCCUUUUAAGUGUUUAAGCCAGGAUUUGGAGGGAAGGACCAGCUUAGGGAAAGUGUUUGAGCUGCAGCAUCAGGAUGGGGAAACCACAUAGGCAUCCAUCAAGGUCAGGAAGGGCAGCUCUCACUUUCCUGUUGACCCAGGAACAAGAUCGGAACUAGGAGGGCAGCGUCAGCCCUCUUCCGGGCUGUUGAAGAACACAGAUCUAGUAGAAACCUGCUUGGUUGCGACCCGGGUGGAGGCAGAUGCUAUGAAUUUGAGAUAUGCAUCCUUAAGAAACCUGAGAAGCAGACUGAGGGGAUGGUUAAUGUGACAGCCUAACAAGUUCGGCAGUCAGUCCCCUCGAGAAGUUUUCUCAAAGCCCAGAAUACUGAGCCCCCUGUUUUUAACCAUCCUGGAGACCUCAGGCCUCCUUUGGCUUCCAGAGCGAUGCAAGAAAUCCGUACAGCAAGAGCUCUGCGUUGGUCAGUGUGUGCUGCUGUUGCAGGGUGCCUGUUGCGACAGGACACAAAUAUUGCUGUGUUUUAAUUUGCUGUAAUUUUUAAUUGGAUAAAGCAUUAUUUUUCCUGGUUGCUUAUACCACCAUUCUACCCCAUCCCUUAGCCUGUUCCCCAAAUCUAUUAGGAAGCCUCUUACCUGAAACCAAGUGAACAUUCGGGUCAGGUGCCAGACAUCUGUUGCCUAGAAUAGCUUUUUCUAGGUGUCUACCACCUUGAAUUUGUCUCUUAGCUAAGUCCUUGUCAUUGAAACCAGUUUUUCAUAUUUUAGAUUCAGUUGUGUAUGAUUUAGUUUCCCUUAUUAGGAGUCUUUAGGCAGGGAGGGAAGAAGGGACACAUAUUUGUUCAUCCCACUGUUUGGGGCACAUAAAGAUUUUUGAUGAAUUCUGAUUGCAUAGAGCCAGAUCUUCCCUCGACCCCCCCAAGAGUAGUCUGCAUCAGGGAUGUGACUUGGUAUGAAAUAGAGUAAGGGGGGAGAGGAAAAACCAAAUUUCUAAACAACUUCCUCACCUGGCUUAUUGAAAUGGCUGCAGAGCAGACAUGGGAUAAUGUUGAACCUUUGGUCUCAUUUGUGAAAACUUGUGCAAUUUUUUUCUGUGCUACACUACAUACAAAUCACAAAUUACAGAUUACCCCUUAGUGAUCCUUGGAGUAAUGAGCAGUUUCUUUGGGGCUUUCUCUUUCUUUCUGGGUAGUGGGAGGGAAAGGAGCAAGGUGUCAUCCUGCUCUUUAUUUGUAUUUUGGUCCCAAAAUGUAAAUACAAUUUUCUAUGUUACUUUUUUGUGGUAACUACCAAGAUGAAUAUUUUAAUUAGAUAAGUUAUAUGAAAAGGAAGAUUCCAUGUCUAAAUAAAAAAUGAAAAAACUCCA